Dunckerocampus dactyliophorus (ringed pipefish) is the source of this 4655-nucleotide messenger RNA. It is a transcript of the gene dlk2, whose product is annotated as delta-like 2 homolog (Drosophila). NCBI's taxonomy places the organism in Eukaryota, Metazoa, Chordata, Actinopteri, Syngnathiformes, Syngnathidae. Gene Ontology annotation, cellular component: plasma membrane; protein-containing complex. The transcript has 6 exons. Gene Ontology annotation, biological process: heterophilic cell-cell adhesion; establishment or maintenance of epithelial cell apical/basal polarity. Gene Ontology annotation, molecular function: calcium ion binding. Bases 2624 to 3706 code for a protein of 360 amino acids. The record is from RefSeq and is a predicted model, not a curated record.
AUCUCUCAGAUAUUUUCGAUCGUGUAAAAUUCCUCUGAUUAAAUGUAUGUCCAGAAUUGAUACGUUUAUAUAGCUCUAUAAUAGCUAAGAGGAAAUUUACGUACUUUUUUGUUAUAUCAUGAUAUAUGUAUUUUUUUUAAGAGACGAAGGUUGCGUUACUUGAAGGAAUGGGAGAAUCUCAGUGCUUCCAUGAUGCUUACCAGGCAUUGUAUACAGUGCAGUUAGCAAGCCAUGUAUGUGUUUAUGGUUAUUACACAUUAUGGUUAUUACAUAUUAUUCCUGUGUUUUUUGUUAAAAUAUAUUUCUAUAUCAGAAAAAGAUGUUAUUUGUAUUUCAUAACACAAACAAAAAAAAUCAGAAAAAUGUUAAAUGAUUUUAAAACUUGUCCAAAGUCACUCUCUUUUAUGAUUCAUAUUUUGUACAGACGAGAGCAUAGUGAAUUGUAUGAAAGUAGGAAUAAAAGUAAAGGAUCAUGACCAUGGAUUUUAGUGGAAAAAGGGAUGGGAUAUGCAGUUCAAAUUAAAAUCUCUUUCUAGAGGAGUAAAAGUAUGCAUUGCUAUAGGGGAGUGCUGAGCCAGGGGGCAGAGGAGAAUUUUGUCCCAAAGGCAAUGAGAAUUGGAAGGGGGAAAAGUACAUUUAAUAUAGCCAAAAGAUAGAGAAUAACGUAUCAAAUCGUUUUUAAGGGACGAUGGUUGCGUUACUUGAAGGAAUGGGAGAAUCUCCCCGCUUUUAAUGUAAAAUAUACAGUAGAUGUUCUGCGAGCCUCUGCUUUGUACACUAUGUACGCUGUGCCAAUGUAGUCGGGAUGUGAGUGGUAAGAUGACGUCUCUUUGGCUUCAGCGGCUUGUAUGAGCUAUCCAGAUAUAUAAUACAGAUCAGUGUUUGAGACACGUCGAGUUUUUAUUUAUUUUACGUUUUGUUUACAAACCUGCUUUUUCUUCUGCUGCUUCCCAUUCAAAAUUGACGACGUGUCAAUAAUAAGCUUUUACGAAAAAAGACAACUAGUCAAACUGUUGUAGUAGGAGAAUUAUUCAUAUUUUGGUUUAUUAGCACUACUUUUUGAGCACUUCAUUAAGUCAUUAUGAAGCAUCCUGGUCAUCAUUUAAUGCAGGGGUGUCAAACUUGUGCCAUGGAGGGCCAAGACACUGCAGGUUUUCUUUCCAGCCGGUCACUAAAGCAGGUGAUCACCACCUUCUUAAAUUUGAGGGAAGGAACUCAUCAAUUAAAGCUCCUACUGGAGAAACUGAUUGGAGAGACACCUUGCAGUGUCUCGGUCCGCCAUUGACAAGUCAUUUAAUGCCUCAACAAGACGAAAUACAGUACAUCUUUUGAAAAGAGCUUUCCUGUGUGGCUGAGGAGUGCACUGCAGAUGUAUGGAAAGAAACAUGUCAUGAAGAUCCUCCACUUCAUCGUCUGUUCGCUCCUGUUGCUUUACUUUGGAAUUCUCUUUGGACAAAACAUGUCCACACGCACACACACAAACACACACACAGCAGCUGCUGAGAAGAUUAUGGGCGUGCAAAAGAAAGACGAGGACAAUGCCCAGCUGCUCCACAACAAUCCAGAUCGGAUGCCACACUCCUGCGAGGAAUGGGAACGUUGGCAGGAAUGUUGAAGGCCGGGGUGGUGGUUGGCUCGUUCAAGUGGCAGCAGCUGCUCCCUUGGACGCAAUCUUUCCAAUCAGCACACGUAACUCUUUCUUCAGGACUCCUCACACACAGCACACGCAUGCAUUGAUCAGAUGUACUGGUGUGUGUGUGUGUAAGCAUUAAGCGUGCACGUUAGUAUGUGUCAUCAGACUAGAAUGGCAGCAUGCCAGGGUCAGAGGUCACAGCCAGUGUCCAUCCGUCAGCUGAGACGUUAAAGAACUUUUCCAAACAUGGACAACUCGAAGGAAGACUACACACAAUACACAUGAUUAUUUUUAUGAUAUUAUAGUUACAUACUAUUAUAUUAUACAUACUAUAUGUACUAUUGUAUCAUACAAGCUAUUAUUAUGCUAUACGUUAGCUAUUGUUAUAUUAUGCCAUGGCAUUAUUGUGAUGAUAUACUUUCAUAUUAUGCGUACUAUUAUGAUAUUAUAUGUACUAUUAUUACAAUUAUGAUACUAUACAUCUUUUAAAAUGUAAUACUGACUGUCGAGGUUCUGGUAGUCAUUGCAGACGUUUUGCUGUUCUACUGCUAUAGAGGUUCUGGUGCUAACGAGUUUGAAUAAUGACUGUAGAGGUUCUAGUGUUCUACUGCUAAAGAGGUUCUAAUAAUGACUGCAGGGAUGCUAGUGAUCUACUGCCAUAGAGGUUUUAAUAAUGACUGCAGAGGUUCUAGUUAUUAUUUACGAAUUUUACACCAAGACACCAAGAAGGACGUGUUUGCCUCCACUUAAAUGUUAAAAUGUGUAUGUGUGUGGGGGGGGGCUCUCAGCUGCCAUUCUGAGGGUGGGAUCAUCAGCCCCCGAACCUCCCAUUGUGCUUUGCCAGGUGGUUUGUGUGUUGUGUUGAUGCUCACUUCAGAGACGACGAGGAACAUCCCAGCUGCCCUGACUACGCUUCUUUUGGCAGGUUAGAACCUCAACACACAAAACCAUAAAGAACCUCUGACGACCACAAGCUCCACACAGGCCACCAUGUUGUCAUGCAUUCUGCUGCUGCUUGUCCUGCCAGCCAAGUGUGACGGUGAAGGAGACGAGUGCAGCUGUGACACGUCCAACAGUCGCUGUGACGACUCAGGAGCGUGCAGGUGCGACCCUGGCUGGGAAGGCGAGCACUGCCAACGCUGCGUGCCGACACCGGGCUGCGUCCACGGAAGCUGCCGGCGGCCUUGGCAAUGCGAGUGCCUGCCUGGCUGGGGGGGGCGUUUUUGUGACAAAGACCUUGAUGCGUGCUCGCGGCAGCCAUGUCACAACGGAGCCACGUGUGUGAUGGACGACGGCGGCGAAUUCACCUGUGUGUGUCCACCAGACUUCUACGGUCCAAACUGUCAGCUGAAGGCGGGGCCAUGCCUGCAGAACAGGUCGGCAUGUCAAAAUGGCGGCCAGUGCGAAGAUGACCACGGCUUUGCGGCCCAGCUGACUUGUCGCUGCUUGGCCGGAUUCAGCGGGCCACGUUGCGAGACCGACGUGGACGACUGCGCCAUGGCGCCUUGUGCCAACGGUGCCACUUGCCUGGACGCCAUCAACCGCUUCCUGUGUGUUUGCCCCACCGGCUUCACCGGACGGUUCUGCACGGUCAACAUGGAUGACUGCGCCAGUCGGCCCUGUCUCAAUGCCGCCCGCUGCCUUGACCUCGCCGGAAGCUUUCGCUGCGUGUGCCGGCCGGGCUUUGCCGGUCUCACCUGCGAUGUGGCGCUGCAGACCAGCAACGGGCGUGAGUGGCGAGGACACCAGCUGACCAAGGGCGGAAGCAGCAACAGCACGGAUGCCAUCGACGUGCUCUUCAGGGUGACACUCAGCGAGCGCAGCGUUGGCCUGUCAAGAGCGGAGAUAAUUUCACUGCUGGUGCUGGUGGGGGUGACAUCAGGCGCGGUCGCGUUGACCGCCACCUUCGUGCUGCACGCUCAUUGCAGAGCCUGUGGCCACGCCCCCUGGAGGCGACGGCGAGCGCAGCAGAACUAUGCCGACUCUCGCAUCAACUUCCUGCACGCAGCUGACAGGAAGUUGAACUGUGACCCCGCCCACACAGGACCUUCAUGUUAUGUUAAUGAACGCUGAUGUAAUCAAAAUAAGAGCUUGACACACCCCGCCCCCAUUUUGGACUUAAGCCAUUCAAACGUAGCAACAUUCCACACGUCUUCCUUGCGCCUUCAAUCCACAGCUCAGAGAUCAGUGAUUGUAUUAGAAAUAUUUGUAUUUAAAAAAAAAAAAAAAUCAAACACUUCCUGUUUAUUUGUUUAUUUUUUGAUUGGCUGGUCUCACAAUCAGAAAGUUUGUCUGUUGGAGGGUAGGUCACAUGUCAGUCUCGGCCAAUGAGCUCUCGCCUAGACCUGACAUCAGGGGGGCGAAGUCUGUACAGUUUAAAGAAGUGGACAGAACGAAGCUAACCAGACUUGAUCCAGCAUCAGAAAAGUUCUAUUUGGGGAGGGGAGGUUUCUUGUCUCUGAUAGGCGUAGGCGUGCUGCUGGAGACGGGGUGUAGUUGGAGAGGCGGGCCCCGUCUGUUGUCUUUCUCGUCACCUUCAGUCAGCAGGUUGGCCAUCCUCUGCUGCAGUUUGGGGUUGAUGUGGUUCUCGGUCAGAACCAGAAGCCGCAGGCUGGUCGGGAAGUUGUCUGCCAUAGACACAGAGCCAUAGAACUCAAGCGGCUCAAACAUACAAAAUCAUCCUUCUUGACCUUGUUGAGUCCGCUUCCCACCAGAUCCUGAACCUUCAGAGUUCUACUGGACACUAGAGCGACCACCAGCAUCCAGAUGACUCACCAGAUUGUCAAACACAAACUGUAGUAGUUUACACUACACUAAUUAACUGGAUUAAAAUUAAGACUGUGUUUUUAAGGCUGUUUCAACCACGUGACCCAGAGGCAGUUCCGGUGAGCAGACGGGGGUGGGGGUCCAAGCAUAAGCGAUGGCCACUUACACACACACUAUUGUUUGUGCAAUAGUUUGGAAAUGAAAGCGAAUAACGGUGCAUGUCGUUGAAAUUAUUUGCUUCAAUUGUGUGUGUACA